GAUUGCCCCUGCGUGAUGACGUUUUGCUCAGUUGUUUGAUUCGGGAACUGCGUGGACGUGGUGUCUGAAGAAACGGUUUCGAAAUAAUAAAAAAAAGACAGAUCGGGUGUAGCUGUGAAGGAAUCCCCACUCCUGUGCUGAGCAGACCCCAGGAUCUGUAUGGAGCUGCAGCCCCAGUGAGAUGACAGAUCAGGGGAAUAAUAAUAACCAGAACCUGUCCCAGAACCCCUUCGCUGCUCUCUUCAGCUCCGUCUCUGACGCCAGGGACUUUGCCUCUGUGCAGAAGCAGCCUCAGCCGCUCUCCUUGGAUGACUCCAGAGGCAGUCAGGAUGACUCUGAUAACUCUGUGUCGGAGAGCAUCGAUGAGAAUGACGACUCUCUGGCGGAGAUCAGUCGUUCGUUCCGCUCGCGGCAGGAGCUCUGUGAGCAGCUCAACAUCAACCACAUGAUCCAGAGGAUCUUCCUGCUCACCCUGGACAACACUGAGGCUUACUCUCCUGGCUGUGCAGGUGACCCCAGCCUGAAGGGGGGGAAUGGGAUCCCCCCCCGCUGCGUCUACCUGGAGGAGAUGGCAUCUGACCUGGACGGACAGGACUGGCUGGACAUGGACAAUAUAGAGCAGGCUCUGUUUACCAGAUUGCUGCUGCCGGAGCCGGGGAAUCACCUGAUCAACAUGACGUCAUCGAGCGCGCUCAACCUGUCUGCGGACCGCGACGCGGGGGAGAAACGCGCCGUGCCGUACCUCUUCUCCUGCUUCCAGAGAGCCAAGGAGGAGAUCAAGAAGGUCCCUGAGAAGCUGCUGGCCUGCGCGGUGCGGUGUAAGAACUUGAGCGUGUUGAACGCGCGCACCGUCCUGCUCACCCCCGAGAUCUACGUGGGCCAGAACGUCUCCGAGCAGCUCCUCAACCUGCUGCUGGAGGCUGUCAGCGGAGGCUUGCUGGAGCAGGUGGGAGAGUUCCUGGACGAGGUCAUCGCUGCCCUGCUGGCUGACCAGGAGGUGCGGACCUUCGGGGAGGUGAUGGUGCCUGUGUUCGAGGUGAUGCUGGGACGAGUGAAGGACCUGGACCUGUGCCAGCUGCUGCUCAACUCCUAUCUGGACAUCCUGGUGUACUUCAGCAAGCAGCUCGACAUCGCCAGGGUGUUUGUGGACUACAUCCAGCCCAAAGACGCCAACAACGGCCUGCAGUACCAAAAGACUCUGCUGGGGGCUGUGCUGAACAUCUCCUGCCUGCUCAAGACCCCCGGAGUGGUGGAGAGCCACGGAUACUUCCUUAACCCCUCGCGCUCCAGUCCACAGGAGACCAAGGUCCAGGAGUCCAAUAUUCACCAGUUCAUGGCGCAAUUCCACGACAAGCUCUUCCAGAUCCUGAAGAACCUGCUCCAGCUGUCUCCGGACACGCGCCACCGGCUGCUCACCUGGCUUGGAGGCUGCCUGCAUGCCAACGCCGGCCGUGCCAAGAUCUGGGCCAACCAGAUGCCGGAAAUCUUCUUCCAGAUGUACGCCUCGGACGCCUUCUUCCUGAACCUGGGCGCCGCGCUGCUCCGACUCUGCCAGCCGUUCUGCCGUCUCCGCUCCCCCAAACUGCUGACCUUCAACCCCACCUACUGCGCCCUCAAGGAGCUGAACGAAGAGGAGAGACGGAGCAGGAACGUGCAUGUGAGAGGUUUGGAUAAAGAAACUACUUUGAUACCAGCUCCCCAGAACCAGGAGCCCGAGUUUGCCCAGUCCUACAACCUCCUGACGGAGAACCUCAUACUGACGCAGUAUGCCUUGCACCUGGGAUUCCACAGGCUCCAUGACCAGAUGGUGAAGAUGAACCAGUCCCUGCACCGGCUCCAGGGAGUGUGGAGGGAGGCGCAGCAGAGCGCCAGCCCCGCCUCGGAGCAGCUGCGGGAGCAGUUCGAGCGCCUCAUGACCGUCUACCUGUCCACCAAGGCAGCCGCCACCGAGCCACACAUGCUGCAGGACUGCCUGAACCUGCAGGUGUCCACGGCCACGGUGCUGGUGCAGUUCAGCCUGGGUGCCAGUGGGGCCGACUACACCGAGCUGAGCUUCCCCUUGCCACCCCUCGAGAACAGCCUGCUCUGCUACGUGCCAGAGUUCUUUGCAGACAGCCUGGGGGAUUUCUUCAUCUUCCUGCGGAGGUUUGCGGAUGAGGUGCUGGAGUCGUCGGACGCGAAUCUGGAGCAGAUCCUUGACUUCAUCACGGUCUUCAUGAGCAACGUGGAGAGGCUGAAGAACCCCCACCUGCGUGCCAAGCUGGCGGAGGUGCUGGAGGCGGUGAUGCCUCACCUGGAACAGGUGCCUGGCCCCGCCCAGUCCAGCAUGUUUCAGAGAGAGCGAGCCUUCUGCACCUACCAGCAUGCUGCACACCUGGCUGAGGCGCUCAUCACUGUCUUCGUGGACAUCGAGUUCACAGGGGACCCUCAUCAGUUUGAGCAGAAGUUCAAUUACCGACGGCCCAUGUACCCGAUCCUGAAGUAUAUGUGGGGGAAGGACAGCUACAGGGAGAGCAUUAAGAGCCUGGCUCGGUACGCCUCGGAGAAUCUGGAGGCCAUGAACCCACCCCUCUUCCUGCGAUUCCUCAACCUGCUCAUGAACGACGCUAUCUUCCUGUUGGACGAAGCCAUCCAGUACCUGAGCAAGAUCAAGGUCCUGCAGAUCGAGCGGGACCGUGGGGAGUGGGACUCGCUGGCUCCCGACACUCGCAGAGAAAAGGAGUCCAGCCUCCAGAUGUUCGGGCAGCUGGCGCGAUUCCACAACAUCAUGUCCAACGAAACCAUCGGGACCCUGGCCUUCCUCACCUCAGAGAUCAAGUGCCUGUUCGCGCACCCCUUCCUGGCCGAGAGGAUCAUCUCUAUGCUCAACUAUUUCCUGCAGCACCUGGUGGGGCCCAAGAUGGGCGCGCUCAAGGUAAAGGACUUCACCGAGUUUGACUUCAAGCCCCAGCAGCUCGUCUCUGACAUCUGCACCAUCUACCUGAAUCUGGGAAACGAGGAGAACUUCUGCUCCACGGUCCCCAAGGACGGGCGCUCCUACUCCCCCAGGCUGUUCGCGCAGAUGGUGCGCGUCCUCAAGAAGAUCAACAAGCCGGGCAACAUGAUCGUCUCCUUCAGCCAGCUGGCCGACAAGAUCAAGUCCCUGGCAGACCAGCAGCUGCAGGAUGAGGAGACAUACGCGGACGCCCCAGAUGAGUUCCUCGACCCCAUCAUGAGCACCCUGAUGCUAGACCCUGUCCUGCUGCCCUCCUCCCGGGUCACUGUGGACCGCUCCACCAUCGCCAGGCACCUGCUCAGUGACCAGACUGACCCGUUCAGCCGCAGUCCUCUCACCAUGGACCAGAUCAGAAGCAACACAGAGCUGAAGGAGAGGAUCCAGCAGUGGCUGGCGGAGCGCAAACAGGAGAGGCUGCAGACAGGGCAGAGCACGUAGGACACUGCGACUGCAUUCAGCCCUGCUGCGUCUGUGUGUGUGUACAGGGGCACUGCAGAUGGGUAACGGCACACACACACACACACAAACAUAGCACUGCACACACCUGCUAUUGGUGGGAUGAACUAAACAAAUUGGCCCCACCCUGUAUAUAUGCAGCGUUGCUUACAUCAUCCCAGUCCAAGCUGCUCUAUUCACACACAGGGAUUGGGAAACCACUGCGCUGUCUUCAGUGAAUAAUCCGGCUCUUGCUACGUCAGCCAGUGGAGUCGUUGCUGGCGCUUGCUUCCAGGACCCCUUUGGGAAUGAGAUGCAUAUUUCAGUGGGUGGGUUCAAUUGUAAAGGAUGUGGCAUGUGGAUUGUCUCACAUGGUCCCAUAUUCUGGAGCUGGGAUUAGAACCAUUUUCUAUGGGCGAUCAGGCUAAUUGUGCCAUCCUUAAAAAAAAAAAAAAAAAAAAAAAAAAAAAAAAUGUUCUUUACUGCAUCCCGACUCUGGUUUGUUGAAUUGGGGUUGGUAGUUAGGUGAGAUUUGUUUUUUUUUUCUUUUCUUUCAAGUAAAAGUAGACUUGACAUUGCACAAUUGAUUUAUUUAUUUUAUUAACCCUCUAGCAGUAGUUGACUGGUUUUCUUUUUUCUUUUUCGGGUUUGCGUAUUCAAAACUGCUGUGUCUGUACACAAUGGUGUUUUAUUAUUAGAAUAAUAAAAAAUACCACAAAAAACAUCUGUAUUUAAAAAAAUAUAAUUUAGCUGUGUUCUAGAGUGCAUGGAAAUAAUCGGAUUGCUGAAUGGGGCAGACAAUGGCAAACCAAUUCAUUUGUUUUUAAGGUGGCCUUGUUAGGAGUUUCUGCUCCAGGGUGUCUGUAUACCAUUUCAAAUCUUUUUUCACUCAUUCUGCUCUUCUGUCAGGCUGGAGUAUCUAGCAGGGCUUCCAGCUGGGGUAGCUGUGAGCUCACAACCUGAAUCUACCUGGAAGAAUAUCCAGGGAAGAUCUCAUUUAAUAGUCUAACUCGCGGUGGGUCUUAACACUGCUACUCUUAACUCCAUUAGCAUCCCUAAAGACUAAAGAACGUUGAAAUGAGGCUCACGGAAUAAAGAUUGAGGCCAGCUGUUUUAAGAUCCACCGCUCUUAAGAUUGAUUAAAUUUGAACCCAGGUUCUCAAGAAUCCGAGAGAGAGCUGAAACUGGAGUGGUUUAGUUCAAGAGGGGGAGAUUCAUUAAAAACGUUCAGUGCGUCACGAAUACUGGACUACGGGCAAGCAUCUGUACAGAGCUGCAGUUCAGUGAUUGCUUCCCUUGCAGGGCCAAUACCCAAGGCACAGUUUGAACAUUAUCUUGUUAACCCAGCAGCUCACUGACCUGCCUGCUGCCAAAGAGCUGUACACACCUCCGUCCGUUUGAAGAGCUGCUUUUGGAGAGAAGCUGUGUGUUACAUUGUGAGCUGUGGGUUCAUUCUGUCGUUCUUGUGUUGUUGCUUGUUGCUGCUGUUGUAUUGCGCACCAAAGUAAGCAAAGCAUAUCGUGGCAAGCCAAGGGCUCUACUGGCAAAAAUAAGAAGCCGAUAUGACUGAUUAAGUGAAUCGACAGCCAACUGUUUAAAACAAUGGGAAACUGUACACAUCUAAGAAUUGUAAAAAGUAUAACGUGUGUAUUUUUAAGAUGAUUUUAAUAAACCUGAAACCGAUCA
Molecule: messenger RNA, 5116 nt
Organism: Polyodon spathula (Mississippi paddlefish)
Lineage: Eukaryota; Metazoa; Chordata; Actinopteri; Acipenseriformes; Polyodontidae
Gene: ube4a
Product: ubiquitination factor E4A (UFD2 homolog, yeast)
Exons: 20
Coding region: 182-3433 (1083 amino acids)
Biological process (GO): protein polyubiquitination
Cellular component (GO): nucleus; ubiquitin ligase complex; cytoplasm
Molecular function (GO): ubiquitin-ubiquitin ligase activity
Source: RefSeq, a predicted model, not a curated record